AUGGCAGAUACAAUGAAAAUGGGGCAGUACGCCAAAGUCAAAGGCAACAUCGAGGACGCCAUUCACAUGGUCACCGGUCCCAUCCCAGCAGCCUCGUCUCUCACUAAAGAUCAAAUCCUUGUCCGUGUUCUUACUGUCGCCCUCAAUCCAGCCGACUACAAGCUCCCUGAGUCCUACGUGGGGUCUCUACUUAUACGCCAACCCGCCAUUCCUGGCUUUGACCACUGUAGCCGAGUUGUUGCCGCCCACCCCUCAGUAACCACCUUCAAGAACCAGCUUGUAUUCGGUGGGUUCUCACGUGCUCCACCAAACGGCACAUUGGCAGAAUACACGGUCAUCUCGGCUUCUGAGUGCGCCGCACUGCCUGACGAUGUUGACCCCGAACAUGGCGCCGCCGCAGCGACUGCCGGGACAACGGCUCUGCACGGCGGUAUUGGAAGCUGGGGUUUGCAGUUUGCGAACGCCAUGGGCGCCAGGGUCGUCACGUCGUGCUCAGGCUCAGGCUCAGCGGUCGACAUGUGCAAGGAACUCGGCGCUGACGAGGUCUUCGACUAUAGACAAACAGAUGUUAUAGCAGGGCUAAAAUCCCGGAUUGUUAGUUUCGGCCUCGUUGUCGACAAUGCUGGGAAUAGCUCGGAUCUGUACGAUAUUAGCCCUAUGAUCCUCAAGCCUGGUGGCACUUUCGUCCAGGUGGGUAUUGGCAGCAACGUAGACCUCGGAAGCAAUGCAAUGACGGUGAAGAGGUCGCUACUUGCAUCCUUCCCAGUGGGUGGCUGCAAGUACUAUUUUGUGAACGCUAAGAAUUCAACCGAGUCUUUAGAGCAGAUUGCGCAGUGGAUGACUGAAGGCAAGGCUAAGGCAGUGAUUGAUAGUAAGUUUACCUUCGCAAAGGUGCCGCAGGCCUUCCAAAAGCUGAGGACAGGACAUGCUAAAGGCAAGAUUGUUAUGGCCCACAUAUAG
Molecule: messenger RNA, 960 nt
Organism: Penicillium hordei
Lineage: Eukaryota; Fungi; Ascomycota; Eurotiomycetes; Eurotiales; Aspergillaceae
Product: NAD(P)-dependent alcohol dehydrogenase
Exons: 2
Coding region: 1-960 (319 amino acids)
Molecular function (GO): oxidoreductase activity
Source: RefSeq, a predicted model, not a curated record